Molecule: messenger RNA, 3765 nt
Organism: Parascedosporium putredinis
Lineage: Eukaryota; Fungi; Ascomycota; Sordariomycetes; Microascales; Microascaceae
Source: the annotation of a GenBank genome assembly
AUGGCUGCCCAACCCCUCAACGGCGGCGCGGGCAACCUCUCCUCCUCGGCGCCCGCUAACGGCCCCGCGUCCGAUGGUAUCGCCAAGAUCCACCAAGCCCUCGAGGUCGUCCACAGCCCCUUCUCGUCGAACGAAGCACGUCGAGAUGCCCAAGACUUUUUAGAACAGGUCAAAGCCUACCCCGAAGCCCCGCUCCAGGGUUAUACCUUGGCCUCCGAUAAGUCUCAAUCUCCAGUCGUCCGGCACUACGCCCUAUCACUUCUCGAGCACGCAAUCCGACACAGAUGGGCUUCAUAUGGUCCGGACGAGGCAGCUGCCCUACGGGGCUGGGUUUUGGAGCUGUGCCGCGCCGUAUCGCAGGAUGACCCUACAUAUCUACGCAACAAGACCGCGCAGCUCUGGGUAGAUGUUGCUAAGCGGAGCUGGACCGCUGAGUGGAUGGACAUGGAUGCCCUUCUUGUUCAGCUUUGGGAAAUCCCCGACUCGCCCGUUCACAAGGAGCUUGUCAUGUUCGUGCUUGAGACUCUUUCGGAGGAAGUCUUUAAUGGGGACGACGCCGUGGUUGUCAUGCGAGAGGGCGCUCUAAGCAAGGCCUGUGUAGAGAUAUUCACAUCUGCCAGCGUUCUAUCCGAAUCGUUCCCGAACAGGCAAGCCGGGCCCGAAGUGCGCUGUGGCGGAGAAGGUUGGCUGUCCCGCCUGUCCAAGUUCCUCGACCAGUGCAUCGGCGCGGAUGUCCAGAACAAUGAUCCGGCCAGGGCAUGCGCUGUCAAGGCUCUCACUGCCCUCCACUCUCUGAUGACUUGGGCUAUACCCAAGGCCGUCUAUUCGGCAAAUAGUGUUCCGGUUAUGGUCCGCUGCCUCGCGGUCUCGUGCAUCUCUGUCCAGAAGGCCUCAUUGGAUGCUCUUCAUGCAUUGUACUGUCGGACCAACUUUACCGACGACGAGUUUAAAGAACUUGUCAUGCCCAUGUACGAGCCAGAUACGGUCAAUCUGUUCCGGAGGCUUGCCGAGUGGUCGACUGUAGAUGCCCAGGACAUAGACGAGGAAAAAUAUCUCUUUGCAAAGAAGUUUUCAGAGAUGCUGUCCUGUCUUGGGAGUUAUAUCGACAGGAAGUUUACCGCAAUCAAACAAGGCACCGAUAUUGUCGGCUUCUUGCACCUCCUGCUCGUUGUCGUUCAGAACAAAAGUCUAGUCGUAUCCAUCCCCGUCCUCGUGUCCUGGACUCGCCUACUUAGCAGUAGGUACAUUGGACCAAACGCAGCCAACCUCGAUGUCAUCGGGCCCUUGUUGGAGGUCUGUUCUUCAAGACUCCUCCGUUUCGAAAAUCUACCCGAGGAUUCACAAGACCCAUCCUACCUCUUCUUGCUCGAGGAUACAGAUACUAUUCCUGAGCGACAUGCAUUCUUGGGCAACUAUCGGAGGUAUAGUUCUCAGCUCAUUGAGCUUAUCGUGCAACUCAAGCUGGCCGACGCUCUUUCUCAUAUCCUCCGACAAACGGACGAUGUCCUUCAACAUCUGUACGAUGGUCAGCCUCCUCUUGAUGUCUCGAAAUACUCAAAACACUCGAUGCCUGUUCUUCGGAUAGACGCCCAGUUUACCGUAAUCGAGUCCGCCCUCAAGGGCUUUGUCAAAUGGAGAUCGUCACCAAGAUCUGACGAUACUCGACGUGGUGAGCUGGAGGCGAAUCUAGAAGCUUGGUGUAAUAAACUCCUCGAUAUGAAUUUCGACGAUCCCCAUAUUCGAAAGCGGGUUCUCCAGCUUCUGGUGUCCUUCUCAACAACGGCGCUUGACAACAAUGCUAAUCUGAUGCUCAAGGUCCUCGAGCACAUCUUGAUGACCUGGCCUGCUCUUCAACCGGAGCAUAGAGCCUAUAACGAUGCGAUCAAGGACUUGCAGGCGGAUAGUAUGAUUGAACUUCACCGCUUAGCAACAAAAAUGCCUGACCACCUCCUCAAUGUCUACGGUGACCUCGAGGCAAAGGUCAAGGAGAUGGUUGCAUCUGGCACGCUAGAUGAUAAACGCAUUGUCGCUUACCAAAGCUUUCUUUUCCUCAUCAUUCAUCGAACAUCGAGACUUGAUCUCCAGACUAAAAUACAACGGCUGCAGCAAUUUGUUGAUCCAAUCAAGGCACAAUGGCAAAACCCGCAGCUGCAGGAAUCCAUCUCCUCCUAUCAAGCUUUCUGCCAAUUAUUAGGCUUGGACAAGGCUCAGCAGUACUUGGCGAACCGAAAGGUCGAUCAGGUCAAGGACUGGGGUGCCUGUGAAUUGGAUGCUGAGGGGCUUUCCCUACAGGCCGAGCUUGAGGACCGGCUUCGGCUGCUUCCCUUGCGAUCAACCAAGUCCUUUAUUGCCUUUUCCGUCGAGCGCAUUGACAAGUCGUCUACUGCUUUUAUGGCUUCAUAUAGCCUCUGGGGUGAUAGCGUCGUUGGCAUACUUCCAUACAUUCUCCAAUUCCUCAAUCACGCACAUGCGGCGCACAACCCAGAGAACUGGUCGGCAUUGCCGCCUGACAUGCGGUCAAUCGUCGGCCGUGUCCUUAGUGAUAGAUUCUGGCAGGCGGGUAUUUCGGAAGGUAGCAAGGAUGACUUCUACGCACGUGUCAUGGAUAAGAAGGGCACUCUUGAGGGCCUCGGGUCAACGAUCCGCGGAUCCUUGCGGUUCGUCCGCGAGACUUGCUAUGCCAUCAUCUACUGCCUCAGUCGUCUAGACUUCAAGUUCUAUGGGUUUGACGACCUACCGGAACCUCUGGCACGCUCUCUCCUAGGAGACGCGACCUACCUCUCAACCCACCAGCAAGUCAACAUUCUAAACUUGGUUAGGUAUCUCGUCGAUGACUGCCCUGUCGAGCAACGGGAGCACUUCCUACCACCCCUGUUAUCUACCGUAUUCCAGCAAAUGGAUCACCCGACCAAGAAAAAUCCUCCUCUUCGAGCUGAGAGUGGCCAGGCACCGAGAAAAUAUCCUUCCUUGCGCAAAUUCUGUCUCAUGCACCUAAACGUGGUGGAGCCGCUGCUGGUAUUCUGCACUCACGCGAUUAGGAUGCGUGACACGAGGUGUUGUAGCAUCAUUUUGCGGGUGUUCAAGUCUAUUGUGCCAGAGUUCCAGGACAUGCAGUCUUCGGAGAGCCAAAAUGCCACACCUAGCGCGGGGAGCGCGGGCGGAGGGCCACCCGAGUCUUCGGGCGCCGACCAAUACCUCGACACGAGCCCACUACCUGCCGAGGUUGUGCCCAUGAUCAGGGAAUACAUCGCGUCUGAUGUUCUCAAAGCUUGCAUCACAUCGAUCAACGAGGCUUAUUUUGUGGACCUGCAAAAGGAUCUCGCGGCGCUGAUCGCGGCCGUCAUCGUCUAUUACAGCCCUUUGACUAACACGGCAACGAACAUUCUUUUGUCCCUUCCGGGAGUUACAGAAGCCGAACUGCAAAAGUUCACGCCGUUCAUCGUCAAGCCCGGCUCGCACUCUCGUCAACAGCGAGCGCUAGUCUUGGAGCUUCUGAAGGACGUGAAGGGCGUGAGCAUCUCGGAGAUGGGCAAGCUGUCCGGGAUCGCCGGAGCCAGCAGCCGAUCGAAGAGGGCAGGACGAACCAAGAUGGCACAGGAAUUCAUGAAGGCUCCAGAGCCCACACAUCAACAAGGGGUGCUGCAACGACGGGUGGCAAAGACGACGAGCUCGACGGGGUGUCCCGACUGUUUGAAAGUUAGAAGCUUGAUUGUACCACUACUCAAGAACCCUCUUUCGCUCGGCCAGGCUAAUAGCGAGUGCUGA